Molecule: messenger RNA, 663 nt
Organism: Penaeus vannamei (Pacific white shrimp)
Lineage: Eukaryota; Metazoa; Arthropoda; Malacostraca; Decapoda; Penaeidae
Source: RefSeq, a predicted model, not a curated record
AUGGCGAGGAGUGCAGUGUGGGGAGUCUGGGAGAGAGCAUGUGCUGAGUGGGGAGGAGGCAGUGCUGGGGAGAUUCAGUGGGGAGGAGGCCAUGAUGGGGAGAGUGCCAGUGGGGAGGCUGAUGGGGAGAGUGCCAGUGGGGAGGAGGCCAUGAUGGGGAGAGUUUCAAUGGGGAGGAGGCAGUGCUGGGGAGAGUGCCAGUGGGGAGGAGGCCAUGGGGAGAGUGCCAAUGGGGAGGAGGCAGUGAUGGGGAGAGUGCCAGUGGGGAGGAGGCCAAUUGAGUGGGGGAGAGUUUCAAUGGGGAGGAGGCAGUGCUGGGGAGAGUGCCAGUGGGGAGGAGGCCAUGAUGGGGAGAGUUUCAAUGGGGAGGAAGGCAGUGCUGGGGAGGUGCCAGUGGGGAGGAGGCAUGAUGGGGAAGAGUUUCAAUGGGGAGGAGGCAGUGCUGGGGAGAGUGCCAGUGGGGAGGAGGCCAUGAUGGGGAGAGUGCAAUGGGGAGAGGCCAGCUGGGGAGAGUGCCAGUGGGGAGGAGGCCAUGAUGGGGAGAGUUUAAUGGGAGGAGGCAGUGCUGGGGAGAGUGCCAGUGGGGAGGAGGCCAUGAUGGGGAGAGUUUCAAUGGGGAGGAGGGCAGUGCUGGGGAGAGUGCCAGUGGGGAGGAGGCCAUGA